GUAUCUUCUUGAUUAACGAUUGCAAUGGGAGAGCCCAGAACGCUGGGGUGGGUGCUGGGUUCCUGGGUCCAGAGCCACAUCCCCAUCCCUGGCACACAGGCCUGGGUAGAUGCCCGGCCACUUCUGCUUUCACCGGCUCUCAAAGGCCUAGGCCUGGGGUGCCUCUGCGGUCGCCUGCUUGCACACGCCCGGGAGCUAGACGCCUCUCGCUUCUUGCACUGCACUCCGGGGAGGCUGGAUUUUAAUCACACAAACAGUGUCCGGCUUCCUGUCCUCGUCCGCCCCCCCCCCUCCGGCCCGCUUCUCUGGCCCCUCCCUCUCCCCUGGACCGAUCCGCCCACCAGCUCCCCCUCCCCAUCCCUUGGGUCCCGGGAUGGGGGGGCGGUGAGGCAGGCACAGCCCCCCGCCCCCAUGGCCGCCCGUCGGAGCCAGAGGCGGAGGGGGCGCCGGGGGGAGCCGGGCACCGCCCUGCUGGCCCCGCUGGUGCUGAGCCUGGGCCUGGCGCUGGCCUGCCUUGGCCUCCUGCUGGUCAUGGUCAGCCUGGGGAGCUGGGCAACGCUGUCUGCCCAGCAGGAGCCUUCUCAGGAGGAGCUGACAGCAGAGGACCACCAGGAGCCCCCUGAACUGAAUCCCCAGACAGAGGGAAGUCGGGAUGCGGUGGUGCCUUUCCUGGACCGACUAGUGCGGCCUCGAAGAAGUGCUCCUAAAAGCCGGAAAGUACGGGCUCGCAGAGCUAUCGCCGCUCAUUAUGAAGUUCAUCCACGGCCAGGACAGGAUGGAGCGCAGGCAGGUAUGGAUGGGACAGUGAGUGGCUGGGAAGAGGCCAAAAUCAACAGCUCCAGCCCUCUGCGCUAUGACCGCCAGAUUGGGGAAUUCACAGUCGUCAGGGCGGGGCUCUACUACCUAUACUGUCAGGUGCACUUUGAUGAGGGGAAGGCUGUCUAUCUGAAGCUGGACUUGCUGGUGAAUGACGUGCUGGCCUUGCGCUGCCUGGAGGAGUUCUCAGCCACAGCAGCCAGCUCUCCUGGGCCCCAGCUUCGUCUGUGCCAGGUCUCCGGGCUGCUGCCCCUGCGGCUAGGGUCUUCCCUGCGGAUCCGCACGCUCCCCUGGGCUCAUCUUAAGGCUGCCCCCUUCCUUACCUACUUUGGACUCUUUCAAGUUCACUGAGGGGUCCUGCUCUCCCAGACUCCCUAAACUUUACCCAGACAGCUCCCAGAGCACCCGACCCCUAACUCUGAGCUGCUCCAGUCAAGUCCUCUCCUUUGAAGGCACCACCCCAUCCCAUCCCAACUGCCCACCUCACGAAGCCCCACCUUUCCCUGAUUCCCUGGCCCCAGCCCCCAGGACACUGUAUUUACUGACUGUGUGCAUUGGGCACUGAGAUGGGCUGGACCUGGUGGCAGGAAGCCAAGGAGCCUGGGACUAGGCCAGAAGUUCCCAAAUGUGAGGGGUAAGAGCCUUUGACAAGCUCCUCCCCGGAUCCCUGUGGAUUUUGAAAAGAUACUAUUUUUAUUAUUAUUGUGACAAAAUGUUAAAUGGAUAUUAAAACAAAUAAAUCAUGAUUUCUCUCUUCUU
Messenger RNA from Microtus ochrogaster (prairie vole), 1575 nucleotides. It is a transcript of the gene Tnfsf12, whose product is annotated as TNF superfamily member 12. Gene Ontology annotation, molecular function: receptor ligand activity; tumor necrosis factor receptor binding. Gene Ontology annotation, biological process: immune response; extrinsic apoptotic signaling pathway. Gene Ontology annotation, cellular component: membrane. Lineage: Eukaryota; Metazoa; Chordata; Mammalia; Rodentia; Cricetidae. The record is from RefSeq and is a predicted model, not a curated record.